AUGGAUCUAAGGAGCUUAAGAGCUGGUGACUCGGUCUCCAAGCGCAAGACGCAGAGCGCUGCUUCUUCGAGCAGCGGGUCGCUGAUGCGGCUCCGCAAGAACAACACUCCGACACCCCUGCUUACAACCCCACAUGGAACUCCCUACCAGUUGAGUUCUCAGAAUCAUGUCACUGCAGAAUCAGCAAAGCUGAACGAGCGCACAAGAAACAUGCGUGUCUACGCCGCCAAGGCCCAAGGUGCCUCGUCUGCCGAUAGCGUGGAGUGGAAGUGGCACAUACAUUCGACAUUACCGCUGCUUGGGGACUCCGGCGCGCGGCUUAAACUUAUCGUUAUCGAUGCAAAUAGCGGGAUAAAAAGUCCUGAAUUUGAUGUCGACGACUGGGCUUGGUCCCUACCAAGGGACGAUGGCAGCAAUGGCUGGAAACGCGAGGGCGCGAUUCUCCUGCCAAAAAACAUCAAGUCUCCAGGGGCUGUACUAAUUCGCAAAGAGCCUGUCGAGAACGGCGACUCCGCGCGGGAUUACAUUACCUCCUUCGAACUCAUCUGUGCCACUUCCAAGCACACGUUUCCCGUCAGCAGCUGGAUUUGUUCAGAUCACGGUGAACGUGUGUUUUUCUCUGGAACUGCCUACCUGCUCAAGGACACCCCAGCGGGCAUGAAGUCGGAGCGCGACAUCGACCUGGAGGCGCUGCGGGGCACAUACGGAAGCCGUGAUGAUAAGCGGAAGGAGACCGACCGCAUCUACUGGUACCAGACGUACAACGACCUCAGCACCGGCGCUCUUAUUCGCCCCAAUCUGGGACAUACCAAGGAUCUGCCGUACCCCCGCCGUAUUGCCACCAACCGCGGUAACGUGGAGGACCGCGAGGUUCCACCGCCUCCGGGCGAGGAAAUAUGGUUGCCGCUUGACGACCGUUUUGGAAAUGAGAAGGCUCAAGAAUUUAAUGCAGGAUCUCAGCUUGGAGUCGCAACAGCCGCGUUCACAGUAAUCGCGGAAGCCGCCGACGUCAAAGAUCGCGCACCCAUCACCCUACUGCCCAGCUUAACCAUCGGAAUCAUUAGGACAAUUAUCGCCAAGAUUCUUCGUUUGUUCAGCCCCCCCUUGGACUAUUUUGAGGACUUCGAGGAUGUUAUUGCAAUGUACAAAAAGGCUAGCAGCUCUUUCGAGGCCCUGCUACCCACAAAACUGUACCCCGAGGUCACUGCUAAUCCUGGCGCGACUAGAAAGGUCAGAAAGGCGUCAUCGUUCAGAUCGGCUGACGGUACCUGGGAUUUCGAGUUGAAGAAGAAGGACGCGGUCCAGCUGGAUAACCUGACAACCGAGGAGAGGGUCCCCAUCCAGGUGGGCCCUCUGUACGGAUCCGCCACCGGCACCCCUGCUGGGCGCAGCGCCUUCACCGAGGACUCCAAGCCCGGUGCGAGCGGGAAGAAGGAACGAGUCGGGUCCAAGCUCUGGGACUUCCUGACUGGCAACACGCCAAGCGUUAACAACCUUUUCAACUUCAAUAUUCCCCGCGUGCUAGAUAGCCGCCCUAACGCCUGGCAUUCCGAUGAGGAGUUCGGUCGCCAGGCCGUAGCGGGGUAUAACCCGUGUGUCAUCAAGGCCCUCACGGAGCUCCCGGAGACCUUUGGCAGCGCCAUUCGGGAGGAGCACGUCAUCGGCGACCUGCAGGGCGAUACAAUGAAGGACUUGGUUUCGGAGGCGAAGGCUGGCGGCAAGCCCCGGCUGUACUACAUCGACUAUUGGGAUCUGUCGGCCAUCUGGGCGUUGGCUGACAAAGACCCUGCCAAGAUUGAUGUGAAGCCUACGGGGUGGUUGGGCAAGCUGCUCCAAUUCUUUCUGGGCCGGACCGACGAGGGCCAGGCCGUACAGCAUGCCGGCCGCGCCAUCCUCUACCUCAAAAAGGAUGCUGAGGGCAACGACGUGGGGCUCAUCCCAGUGGCCAUUGAGCUAGCCCAUAAGGAGCAGCCCGGCCCGGCGCCCUCUUUCGGACAUGUUUACUCCCGCUCGCAACUCUCCGCCGACCCCUCCACGGAGGCAGUGUGGCGGUUGGCCAAGAUGAUUUUCAAGUCGCUGGACUCUUCCUUCCAUCAGCUGAUUAGCCACUGGCUCCGAACCCACUGCGUGUUGGAGCCCUUCUAUAUCGCCCUACGGCGACAGAUCAGCGCCAUGCAUCCGGUUUACAAGCUGAUGCUGCCGCACUUCCGCUACACUGUGAACAUCAAUCGCAAUGCACGCGCGAGCCUUAUCAAUGCGGGCGGUGUCAUCGAGAAGACCUUUUCUGCGGGGCCUUAUGCCAUGCGCCUAUCGUCCAUAGUGUACGGCAAGGACUGGAACUUCGCCACGGAGGCCCUUCCGGAGGAUCUCAAGACCCGGGGCAUGGUGGACGCGAACGGCAAGCCCUGGCUUGAUUACCCGUACGCCACGGAUGGCUUGGAUGUGUGGAACGCCCUGACGUCGUACUUCGACAAGUACCUGAGGCUGUACUACAAAAGUGACGAGGAUGUAGAGAACGACGCGGAGCUGAAGGAAUGGUGGUCCGAGGUCAAGACCGUGGGCCACGGGGACCUUAUGGAGUUCGGACUCCGCCCCGGUGGCGAGGAACAGCUUUGGGGUUUCGAGGGCAACAUCACUUCCGUACAGCAACUCGUACGGGUGCUCGCCACCAUUGCCUGGCUGGGAUCGGGCCACCAUGCGGCGGUCAACUUCGGGCAGUACGACUACACGAGCUUCGUCCUCAAUGCACCAUCAUUGGUGCGGAAGCCCAUGCCGGCGCCUGGGGAUAAGUCCUGGGAGAAGCUGACACGGGCGCCUGUCGGGGAGAAGCAGGAAGCCAUUAUCAUGACCUACCUUUCCGACCCGUUCACCGCCGCCACGGUCGCCGCUACUGUCAAGCUGUUGUCGACUCACGCCCGGGAUGAGCAGACCCUCGACGAAAUGAACCCGCAUCUGGUGGACCCUGAUGCUUGCGUGGCGAACCAGGACUUCAUCGAGGACAUGAAGCGCCUUGAGCAAACCAUUGAAAUGCGGAACGCGGAUUCGAAGAACUGGGCCCGGUUCAGGCUGGCGCUGGGUGACACCGCCCGCCCGCUGCCGUACACGCUACUGUUGCCGGGCUCGCCUGCGGGCGUUACCAUGCGCGGCGUGCCGUAUUCAGUUUCCAUCUGAGGUCAUGCAUAGCACGUGAGAUGUUUUUCGGUUUGUCUCGUCCCAUGGAGGACCUCUGGAGUCGUUUUAAAUUAUGCAAGGAAGGGAUGCGAAGCCGGAAUAUACAAUACAUUGAAAAUAUGUACAUAGGUCAUUCCGCGAAGUGGCCAGAAGUUGCACCAAAUCGCUUGUUGACGUCUUGAAAUAGUCGCUCGUCGUAGGUCCUUAUCACCAGCCACUGAUAUUUCUGGCGUCUUACAAAAAAAAUAUAUUUUUUGUUUGCGUGCGGAUUAUGCAGUAAGGGCAUUUUGUCCGCCCGGCGCACAUGCAUGCUAUUGUUGUUAGAUAGAGCAGAGGGAGCGAGGGUGAUCAGUAAAUUACACCAUAUACGGCCGCGCCUAUGGAACGAGAGAGGGGUUCGCCUUGCGCACGACCCAACGGGUUCCGGGCCUUUUUCCUUUUCUACAACAUGCAGCAGCAGGUUACGCGGCGUUUCGAUGAAUACAAAAAUUUUGCCGAAAAAGCGUGAGGACGCGGGCGUUAUUGCAGAGCUGCUGAUAAAUAUUUAAUAUGAGUACUUGAUCACACCAUAUUUAUGAAAAAUAUCGUUCGUAUCGUGAAAAUGAGUCUGGUGGUUUCUACGGCGGUUUUAGCUGGUAUACAUCAGAUGGUUAAUUAUCGGAUGGUUACAUAUGCGCAUGCGCAACUGCUGGCCCCCCUAACAUAAUCUCUAACCACCCGCUCCUGUUUGUUCCUAUCUAUGUCUGUUGCAUGUCGAGACUCCUCUGUGAUGUCUAGCCUUGGACUCGACAACUAGAAUCUUGUAUGUCUCGCGUCCUUUUCUGGGCGUCGACCGUGAGCUAGCUGAGACGAUGUGGCCAGUGAGGCUGUGGGUAUUUUUGACCGCCCAGUGUUACACGCUUAGCAGUUGGUUGUUGGCGGUUGACACUCGUUUUAGGGCCCUGCACACGAUCGGGCUCCACUGCUGUUACUACUUCUAUUACUGCACCAACAAGACCCUCCUCCCGUGUGGAGGAGGGGAUUUCUCGACCCUAAGGCAGGUAUCGCUGAUUUGAGGCAGGUUUAUACACUCAGGUAGAGCCACGUACCGCGCAUUGGAGGGGACAUAAAUUUAUGUGCGCGACAACGUACGUGCAUACGUACGUACACCCGACGAUUAAGGGCGUUCUCACUGCGCGCGGCACUUGUUAAAAUUGUAAAUAUCCAAGUAUAUCU
This is a messenger RNA of Volvox carteri f. nagariensis, 4386 nucleotides long. RefSeq lists its product as uncharacterized. Gene Ontology annotation, biological process: lipid oxidation. Bases 1 to 3171 code for a protein of 1056 amino acids. NCBI's taxonomy places the organism in Eukaryota, Viridiplantae, Chlorophyta, Chlorophyceae, Chlamydomonadales, Volvocaceae. The record is from RefSeq and is a predicted model, not a curated record. The transcript has 21 exons. Gene Ontology annotation, molecular function: metal ion binding; oxidoreductase activity, acting on single donors with incorporation of molecular oxygen, incorporation of two atoms of oxygen.